AUGUCUCUCCUUCACAAUGAAGAUUUUACUAUCUGGCAGUUGCGCACAUCCUAUCUGUCUACCAUCAAGGACGGCAUAGGUGACAGGCUUAUAAACGUGAACAACACCGUACUCAAUACGCCAGGAUUCCGCGCGGCUGGCUGGUCUUCGGCUUCUACAAACCCCAAUGCACAGAGCGCUGCAGCUCACAUUAAGCGUACCUAUUCUCCUCCGAUUCCUACGACAGCGGCGGUCUCCUCGGAGUAUUAUCAACUAGGCGUCGCCCGAGAUGCUAGCGAUGCGCAGAGACUCGGGCUUGUGGAUGAAGGCGACGAUGAUGAAGGCGGGAUGGUGACCGGAAAGACCAAUACAGACCUGAUUGGGCGUCGAAACCGCGGGAAAAGGGUUCAUCGAAGAGAUCGGCAACAGCACGAUCACCAGAAACAUAGGGAUGCUGAGGAAGACGACAGCAGCGACUUAAGUGACGAGAGCGACGAUGACGGUGACAGCGCUCGAAGUGCUGCGAAUCAGAUUAAGUUCAUGAAGAUGCCUAUACGAACAAGAGCUGGGUCCUCUCCCAUACGUUCAUCAGACCGUCAGGAAAGCCCGCAGGUCAUGGUCACUUCUCCAUCACAUCCAACAAUCGGUACCCAUUACCGUACCGGCUCACUGGGCACCGCUGUCAGCAGCAUCAACGAGCGGCCACGGCGAGAUACCACUACCACGGUCAGCAGUGAUAUAUCUUCGGACAAUGACCUGGAUGCGGCGGCCUUCAAGAGGCGCCAAAUCCAGUUCUCCGGCCAGGAUCAGGUGAUCGAACCUGCGAGAAAGAGACAUGGCCCCCCAGGCCCACGGGACCUUGAAGAGCUCAACGAGCAGGCCGAGGACUCGGGGGCUGAAUCUGUCGGGUCAGCGCUCUCAUCUGAAUUUGACGCCACAGCGGGUUCUGCAUCGCUUCUCGCAGGCGUUGGAAUUACUGGUAGCUUGAACUCGUCAUCGCCGAUUGCGUUGAUGCAUAAGUUACAGAACGGCACGGGCUCGCAAACUGCAUCCCCAAGGAAGCCAAAGGCCCCAGCGCCAGAAUUACAAGACCUUCCACCCCCACGGCCGAUCAGUACGGUUCAGCCGGUAAGUUUGCUCUCGAAGGCGCUGAACGCGCGCAAGAAAGCGCCGGCCAACCCAGUCGAAAAAUUUGCGGUGCUAUCAGGCGAAGGCUUGAAUGAUGUCCUGAACAUCAAGCUCUAUCUGCCGUUUUCCGCCGAUCCUGAUGAGCCACUUGAUCUGCCAAUCACCCGCGAGUCAAAACUUGCGGAACAACCAGCGCCUGUCACGGUUGUUGAAGCCAUUGGUCUAGCCCUCUGGAGGUACACCGAAGAAAGCCGCGAACCGGCUGUCGAACGCGGUAAGCUUACCGUGAACAUGUGGACGCUUCGGAUGGUGGAAGACGGCGAAGUUGAGUAUGAUUUUCCCGCGCUCAGUCGAACAUCGCCCAUUGCCGACUUUACGUCGAAUAACAACCGGGCCGCUGGCCGCCGAACCCGAGGCAAGCAGUAUGAUGAAUUCGCGCUGGUGGAGGCAUCGAAGGCAGAGUUUGAAGACAAUGAGCGCCUCUUCCCUAUGUUCAGCCUGGCACCCUCUCCAGAUGACAGCGGAGAGACAGCAGCGACGACUACUGCACCGACAAGUCAGCCUGUUCCGCAGAACAAGGCACCUCGUCAGAAUCCCAUUUUAGGGCAACCAUUCUCGUCGGCGUUGAACGACAAUACGCUCACCCCCGCUGAUCGACCCGCUGUGCCCACGUCCCACGCGACUCCUCGAUUAGGUGUCUCGAAAACGCUGAAGAUCCGAUUCAUCAACGUGGAGGCCUCCACCCAGGUUACAACCCUCAACACGUCUACCGACAGCUACAUCGCCGAGAUCCUGGAUUCCGUGUGCAAGCGAUGGGGUCUGGACAAGGGAAACUAUCUACUCAAGGUGAUGGGAUCCAACACGAUCGCGCCAUUGGAUCGAACCGUGGAGGCGUUGGGCAACAUUACGGAGCUGGACCUGGUGCGCCGGCGUUUCGGGCCGCAGUCGAUGACGGGCUCUCCCGGCAGCUCAUCCCCGAAUGCGCCGCUCCUCAUCGACAGUAACAGCGCGCCUAGCAAGAAGGGGAAGAAGAGCGGACAGCGCAUGCUGCACCCACUCACUCAGCAACAGGAUCUCAUUGGAGGGUAUUAUCGGCGGUACUACGUUUGGCGCAAACAAUCCAUGUCGUUCACCGCCUCCAAUCAUCGGAUUCUGACGUUUGACAACGACUAUAUGCAUAUCAUGCCAGCGGACACGGGCAAAACGGCGUCGGACACGAAGACGCGGUCGAUCAGCUUCAGUGAUGUUGUUGGGUGUAAGGUGAGCCGACGACACCCAAAGAACUUCCGGGUGGUCGUGCUGCGCGGCAACGAGGCCAACGAGCAGAAACGGUAUGACUUCGAGGCGCGCAAUGCUCUCGAGGCGGUGGAAAUUGUGGAUGAGAUCAAGAAGAACAUGGCCCAUUAUCGCAUCUAG
Molecule: messenger RNA, 2523 nt
Organism: Aspergillus ibericus CBS 121593
Lineage: Eukaryota; Fungi; Ascomycota; Eurotiomycetes; Eurotiales; Aspergillaceae
Product: Sin1 family protein
Exons: 3
Coding region: 1-2523 (840 amino acids)
Biological process (GO): TORC2 signaling
Cellular component (GO): TORC2 complex; plasma membrane; cytoplasm
Molecular function (GO): phosphatidylinositol-4,5-bisphosphate binding
Source: RefSeq, a predicted model, not a curated record